CUAUGGACACCAAAUUGGAUUCGCGCCAAGGACAAUUUCCGGCUUCCUUUCCGGACACUUUUAAGGAUUUCUUUGCAAUGAUGAGUGAGGACGAAGACCAUCUUGAUUUGUUUUCGAAUUUGCUGGAAGAUAAGGUGAUACCGCAUCACAACAACAGCAGCCGCAAUACAGCCAGCAACACCAGCAGAUUCAUGCAACGCCGUCAUGGCGGUAGUCUUCGUUGCCCUACACACCCGCACAGCGCUAGCGGAGAAGGCGCUAGUCACUCGGUCGGUCGUUCCAGUUCGUUUCGCGUGCACCGGCCGCGCAAUCCAGCCGCCACGUACGGUAGUGUUGGCGGCAGUUGUGGCAGUGGAGCAAUGAGUAGUGGCAGCGGCGCUAGUGCUGGAGGCAGCAUUUGCAGCAGCAGCAGCAUUGCCACACUGAAUAGUAUUGGUCACGGUGGCAGCGGCUCUGGUGGCGUUCAUAGUAUCGGCAGUGGACACAGUACUGGCAGCGGCAGUAGCGGUGGUGGUGGUGGAGGUAGCGCCGGUGGCAGUGGCAGUGGCAAUGGCAAUCUCUUUUGCAAACACAUCAAGUAUUGUUGCCUGCAUCAACAACAUUCACAACUGCCAACAAUACCAGGCGCAACAACAUCUGCGCAACAUCAGCACACGCACACGCAACCACACCAACAGCAACCAACGCUGCCGGCGCAACCGAAUUCACCGCAUAAGCAACGUUUGCAACAACAACAACAACAACAAUCAGCAAAAAUGCAACCACUUUGUGCAGUAACUGUGCCAGCGGUGGCGGCAGCGGGUGGUAUGGCGGGCCACUAUCUACAACAUGCGCAUCAAUAUCAGCAGCCCACGACGGGUGGUGGUGGACCAUACGAUGUGCGCUUGGGGCCCGAUGGCGAGGACAAUAGUGGUGGUGAUGGCAUCAAAGAUCGUCAACAGCAUUUGUAUGGGAGUGGUGGUGGUGGUGGUGGACAACAUAUGCCACAACAGCACUCUCACCACCAUCAUCAGCAACAGCAGCAGCAACGGGCGGCAGCGUUGCAAAAAAGGCAUUCAGUGAUAUUGGAACGCGCAUUCGACUUUGAUGCAAGCUGUGAGGAAAGCGACACGAUAAGCACCACUUCCUCCACACCAACACCCGCUGAAUUGCCUUUGCCCCCACCACCGCCACAACCACAAAAACCUCCAAUCACUAGCACAACAACCGUACUGAAACCCAUUCUAAAGAAACCCUCAACAGCAGCUACACAGUAUCAGCAAAUGCACACGCAACAACCGCAACUACAACUACAUCAACAACAACAACAAAUGCAACUAAACACAUUAAAGUGCACAGGGCAAUCUACAGCAGCAGCAACAGCAACAGCAGCAAACGCACAACCGAAUCCCUGUUGCAAGGAGCAAAUGCUGCCACAUCGCACUCUGCCACAACCACCCAAAGGCCUGGGCUUUGGCGCAUACCACACCAAAGAGGCGGUGCUGCAGCGUGUACAACAACAAAGUGGCCUACUUUCCGGCAGUCGCACAAAUCUGAACACGCUAAGUGGCAUGUUAGGAUCAGCGAUAAAUCUCGCCGGCAUCGGAGGCGGUCUAUGUGCGAGCGCGAGCACCAGCUUUGGUAAUAACUCGACAGUCGGUGGUGCGGCAGUUGAAAUGCUGGGCGGAGGCGUUGUGGGCGAUGGCGUUAGUAACAAUAUAGGCGGCGGCGGCGGCGGCGGCGAGCUACACUACAGCAACAGUAAUUACAAUUUUGAUACAGCGGCAACAGCAGCAGCAGCAGCAACAACGGCAACAGCACAAUCAGGGAUUACUGAAACAGUCGACGUGGGCACGGAGCAUAAAAUUACGCUUUCGGGCACUCCCGCGUGUUGUGCUGCCGCCGGAAUUUGUACGGCCAACACAGCUGCUGGCAGCGCUAACGCCAACGACAGCACUACUAUGUUAUACAUAGACCUACAUUCGCCUACCGCGACCCUGCCACGCCCUAAAACAUCAACAUCAGUAAAUAAAUUUAGUGAUCUAUUAAAUGCUGCAAGCGCAAAUUUUGUCAACGCUGUAACUGCGCCAGCUAUUAGCGCGUGCAGCAACAACAUCAACAGCAAUAACGGCAAUGCAGUCACUGGUGUCACAUUGUGUGCGGCGGCCGGUCGCAGCAAUGCCAGCACCAAACGCGUACAAAAAUCUCCACUGCUCACUCGUCGGCGUUCUUCAUCCAUCGUGACUAAUCUUCUAGCUUCCGAUAUCAGUUAUAAUCGUGGUGAGGGUACUACUCUCGCGGAUAUUACCAAUUUGCGUAAUUAUCAUGCAACAACAACUGGCGGCAGUACAACAACCUUAACUCAUAGUGGUACACGUGACCGCAUCACGUUGGCCAAAUCACCAGUAAGCGGCAAACCGACACGCCUACCCUCGCUACACUCCAUGGGCAUCGACAGCAGCGGAAGUUGCAGCGGCAGUGGCAGCGGUAGUGGCAGUGGCAGCAGUGGCGGUGUGCUCACCUUUCAACAGGCCAUGUCCGGUGCUGUCUCACCACAAUAUUCCUCUACCACGCCGCUGCUCUUCGGUGGUGGCGGCGCUGGCGGCAUUGGUGGCAGCAUAGCUACAAAUAUGGAUCUACUCGGUGGCUCAUCGUCGGCACUCGCCUCUGUGCUGGAGGAUACGGCAACAAGUGCUGGUGAAAUGGUCAAUGACACAUUGCAAGCAGGUGACUCGCCCACCAUGAACCAUCAUCACAACAGCAGCAAUAACAACAACAACAACAACGGCGGCUUAAAUGACAGCCACUAUGAGCUAAAUGUAAUCGAAGGUGGCAUUGGAGGCGUUGGCGCGGGCGUGAACAUGAACGUGGUCACUAGCGGUGUACAUCGCGUUGGCUCCAGUAUAUUGCACAGCAGUUCAGCGACCAUUGCACAGCUGCAGGGCAGUCGACAGCGACAACGGAUGCGCACCUCCAGUAUGCCAGCAGAAAGUAGAAAGCCACGUCUCGCCGAUACGCGACGUGCAGCAAUACAUUGUGCCGACCUCGAUUUGGAAUAUUAUCGCCUGCGGAGCUUUAGCAUCACGUCACAUGGUGUAUGCAAUUUGGGUGAUUCCCUGCGCCGCCGAUCACGUUCAAUCAACUCGGUUACAUCGACGGGCACAUCGAACAGCGGCAAAGACCGGAACAACAGCAAUGCAUCGCAUAUAUCCGGAGACAAUAUUUUCGAAUCUACAGAGAAGCAGGAUGCGAAUAAAGCGCCGAUACCCGCCUAUAAAAUUGCCAUGCUUGGCGCUUCUGGUGUUGGUAAAACGACAUUAACCUAUCAAUUCACAACAUCCGAUUAUAUUUGCGCCUACGAUUUGAGUCUGGACGAUGAUUAUGGCCAAAAAACAGUAUCAGUGCUCGUUGACGGCAUCGAGACAGACUUGGAAAUUAUCGAUCAUCCAGCCUGUGAAAUGUCGACGGAAUCCUUUUGUUCGACUUACAACAUCGAUUUAUUUGUUGUUGUUUACUCAGUGGUGGAUCGAAAUUCUUUUAAGGCGGCAGAAAAGGUUUUGCAAUAUUUGAAAGAACACGAAAUGCUGUUGACACGUGGCGCUAUUUUGGUGGGAAAUAAAACGGAUUUGGAGCGACAUCGCGAGGUGAAUCGGCAAACUGGUCGCAAAUUGGCCAAAGAUAUUUGCUGCAAAUUCAUUGAAACCUCUUCCGGCCUCGAUCACAACGUCAACGAGCUGCUUGUUGGCAUUGUCGCGCAAGCUAAACUGAAUCCACAGCGUAUACGCAACCUCAGCGAACGAGAUCGUCAACGUCUCAGCCUACAGAGUGCAAUACAAAAACAUCGUCAUAUGCAUAUAGCGCCACGCCGCAUGGUACGGCAAGUGUCCAUACAUCAUGCUGACGAUGGUGAUGAUGACGAUGAUGAUGAUGAUGACGAUGAUGAUGGCGACAACGCAACCGAUAAUGCAAACAAUGCGGUCAGCAGCAGAGUUGGUGUUGGUGAGACGAUCGAUGAAAAUCAUCAACCCAACAACACCAUCACCGACGAAGGCGUCGGCACCGGCAGCGAACGCACCAUCAGCACAAGUCUCUCCUCAACCGGAUUGGGCAUUAAACCUACAACCACGAAAAAUUAUGUGCAACGUAGCAAUAAGCGUACGCUCAAUUUGGAAAGCAUCCUGAAGAUGGGCGAAAGUGAGUUGGAAGAUGAAGAAGAGGCUCAACGACAGCCGGCGCUACACAAACAACAACAGCAGCAGCAAGCGCGGCCGAUGAGUACAUUUGAUAUGCUAAAGUCGGGCGGUAAAAACAGUUUGAAUGCAUCGCCGAAGAGUCGUCGAUUUUAUGGUAGCGGUGGUGUCAGUGGUGCUAUUGGCGCAUUUACUGGCGGUAGACGCUGUGUCAGCGAUGGUGCGAGUGGUGACAAUUACACAGAGAGUAAUGAUCAAUUGCUGGACGAAAGUAAUCGCAAGACAGUUUCAAAGUUAACGAAUCGCACAAAAAUUUUUCUCUCAUCGGUGUUGAAGUUCAAGAAAGCGGUAAAUAUGCGACGACGCAAUUCGUCUAGUUGCAGUGAUCUAUUCGUUAUAUAAGAGUAAAGGAAGCAAAAGGGUGAAGGGUAAAAUUAAUUUCAAUACAAAUGUAGAGCGUAUGUAUUUAGACUAAGGUAAUGAUUAUUGGAAUUGUAAAAUCUUCCCUGAGUCAAGUGUGUGUUGCAUACUUCGCGGCAACUUUACAUCAUCUUUAUGUUCAAAUUUUUGUUAAAGAUUUUAAUCUCUCACAGCUAUUUUAAAUAUCUGAAUUUUUAAACGAUCAAUU
Messenger RNA from Rhagoletis pomonella (apple maggot), 4797 nucleotides. RefSeq lists its product as uncharacterized. Gene Ontology annotation, cellular component: plasma membrane. Lineage: Eukaryota; Metazoa; Arthropoda; Insecta; Diptera; Tephritidae. Gene Ontology annotation, molecular function: GTP binding; GTPase activity; calcium channel regulator activity. The record is from RefSeq and is a predicted model, not a curated record. The coding region runs from base 3 to 4571 and encodes 1522 amino acids. The transcript has 11 exons.